CGCCGCCCGGUUCCUCAAAAUCUCCCAUCCGCAGUUUGAUGAUGUUGGGUUUUCUAUGAGCGUGUAAACCCGAUGACAGCUCUUUAUUAAACUAACAAAUGCCUCAGAACUGAGUGGAGCCGCGUAGAUCAACGAAAGUGCGGUCGAAAAGGGUGCAAACAUGUCGGCCAGCGCUGUUUAUGUGUUAGACCUGAAGGGGAAGGUCCUGAUCUGCCGUAAUUACCGCGGGGAUGUGGACAUGUCCGAGAUUGAGCAUUUUAUGACUCUGCUGAUGGACAAAGAGGAGGAGGGCACACUCUCACCCAUCCUGGCUCACGGUGGAGUGCGCUUCAUGUGGAUUAAACACAACAACCUCUACCUUGUUGCAACAUCCAAAAAGAACGCUUGUGUCUCCCUGGUUUUUUCUUUCCUGUACAAAAUUGUUCAGGUUUUCUCUGAGUACUUUAAGGAGCUGGAGGAGGAGAGUAUCAGAGAUAACUUUGUCAUUAUCUAUGAGCUGCUGGAUGAACUCAUGGAUUUCGGAUAUCCUCAAACUACUGACAGCAAGAUCCUCCAGGAAUACAUCACGCAGGAAGGUCAUAAGUUGGACACGGGAGCUCCUCGACCCCCUGCAACCGUCACUAACGCCGUGUCCUGGAGGUCAGAGGGCAUCAAGUACAGGAAGAACGAGGUUUUCCUGGACGUCAUCGAGUCCGUUAACCUCCUGGUCAGUGCGAAUGGGAAUGUCCUUCGCAGUGAGAUUGUCGGCUCCAUUAAGAUGAGAGUGUUUCUCUCAGGGAUGCCAGAGCUGCGUUUGGGUUUGAAUGACAAGGUUUUGUUCGAGAACACUGGCCGUGGUAAGAGUAAGUCGGUGGAGUUAGAGGAUGUGAAGUUUCAUCAGUGUGUGCGUCUAUCUCGAUUUGAGAACGAUCGCACCAUCUCCUUUAUUCCUCCCGAUGGAGAGUUUGAGCUGAUGUCCUACCGCCUCAACACACAUGUAAAGCCACUGAUCUGGAUCGAGUCUGUGAUCGAGAAACAUUCCCACAGCAGAAUCGAGUACAUGAUAAAAGCCAAGUCUCAGUUUAAGCGACGCUCUACUGCCAACAAUGUGGAGAUUCAUAUUCCAGUCCCGACAGACGCCGACUCGCCAAAGUUUAAGACCACAGUGGGCAGCGUAAAGUGGGUGCCUGAAAACAGCGAGAUUGUUUGGUCCAUCAAGUCUUUCCCUGGAGGUAAGGAGUAUCUGAUGAGGGCUCAUUUCGGCCUGCCCAGCGUCGAGGCGGAGGACAAAGAGGGAAAACCACCAAUCAGUGUCAAGUUUGAGAUCCCCUAUUUCACCACUUCUGGAAUUCAGGUGCGUUACUUGAAGAUCAUUGAGAAGAGUGGAUAUCAGGCCCUGCCAUGGGUUCGGUACAUCACCCAGAACGGAGACUAUCAGCUGCGGACUCAGUGAGAGGCAUCAUGGGUCACGUCACACUCAUCUGCAGCAGAAUACUCGAAUACAGGUCAUGCUUUGGCUACAGCUCGCAUUCAUGGAUUGAAAUUGAAUCUUUAGUACAGCGUUGACUAGAUUUGGUCCUGAUUACGAAGAUCCUGAACGUUAGAGGACACAAGUGGAUGAUGAAUCACUAGUCACUAACAACAUGUGAAUCAGAUGACUCGUUUAAUUGUUGAAUCAUUGUUUAAUUGUUCUUUCCAUGAUAAUUAAUCAUUCCUGUUGUAGCCAGGAUAUAUUCAGAUUUGUUUCUCAAAAAUGCCACUGUUUUUGUCCAUAAUGAGAAUAGAACGAACAGGAUUUCUCCUAAAUUUGAAAGUUUUGCUCCACAAUUUAUUCCAAAUUUUGAAAUUUCAGAAACAAUAUCUUGUUAUUUAGACUUUUUUCUUUUGUGUUACUAUUUUGCAAUUUCAAGUUUAUAGACUUUCACUUAAUUCUGAGUUACAAUUCUGAUAGUCUAGACAAGUUAUUUGUUUAGUGCUUUACACAAUGCAAACUUGAAAGCAGGUAACAACUGAACAUUGUCAGGCAGCAGUGAACCAAAAACUCAAACACACAUACACACACAAAAUUAAAAAUAAAUAGUAUUAAUAACAGUUGGAUAAAAUGUAAUGAGAUGAAAAAAAUAAAAAUAAAUAACAAUAAUAAAAUAAAUUAUUUAAAUUAUUAAAAACCUUUGUGACUAAACCUGUUUUACUCGGGUAAAGGCAUAUAUAUAUAAAUAUUAUAUGUGUGUGUGUGUGUGUAUGAAGAAUGUUUAAUCCUUUAGUAUAUAGCACUAUAUAUAUAUAUAUAUAUAUAUAUAUAUAUAUAUAUAUAUAUAUAUAUAUAUAUAUAUAUAUAUAUAUAUAUAUAUAUAUAUAUAUAUAAAGACAUACACGCAUAUAAAAUAUGUAAUUAUUAUAAAAUAAAGUUAAAAUGUCUGAAUUUCAAGAUACAAACUAAAUUCUAAAAACCAAUAUUUACAUUUCAAAUAUUAUAUUAUUUAAACAUUAUAUUAUUCAUAUAUAAUGUUUAUAUUUUGCAAAACUGAUAUAUAUAUAUAUAUACAUUUUUUUAGAUCUGUCAGAAUUGUGAGGAAAAAUCUAAUUCUGUAUCUCAAUUCUGACAUUUUUCUCUUUUAAAAUGAACCAUUUCUUGCAAAUUCUGAUCAGAUUUUUUCCCUUACAAUUUCCACUGCUUCUAUCACACAAUUCAAACCCUUUUUAGAAAUUAAAAUGGCAAUAUCCUUAUUAUAUGUUGCAAUUCAGAGGCUCUUGAUAUUAAAUCUGACAAUUUUAAGUGUAGUUUUGUUUUUGCAGACUUGCGGGCAGGAUUGAAAGAUACAGACUUGAAAUUGUAAGAUAAAACAUGAGAGAAAAAAAUUUUCAAACUCGCAAUUACUUUUUUUUCUCCAUGGCAUAAACAAGGUUCCCACAUUCCCCUCAAAUUUAGUAGUGACUUUAUAGCAGAUUCUGCUUUCCUCAUAUAUCCGGAAGUGAUUUCAGGACUGUGAUCGACAUACUGCAGAUGUUUGUGUGUGAGACAGUAAACAGGAAUCAUUUCUCUCAUUAAUGUGUCAUUAAUAGCGCAGCGAUGAUUCUGCAUCACAUCUCAAAGGAGUGUGUCACAUUUCAGAUGUGUUCUUACUGUAAACGCUUCAGGUUAUUUUUUCUACAGUUUGUGAUUAUUUAUCGACUGAACGGUCUUAAAGGGGCAGUUUACACAAAAAAUGGAAAUUCCUUCAUCAUUUACUCAGCCUCCAAACCUGUUUGAGUUACUUUCCUCUGGUGAACACAAAGGAAGUUAAACUAAAGGAUUAAACAUUCUUCAAAAUAUCUUAUUUUGUAUUCUACCCAUGCAUGUUGGAGAAUCUUCCUUCUGUUGAACACAAAGGAAGAUAGAUAUACUGAAAAAGGGUGAAAAAAGCAGUCAUUGACUACCAUAGUAUUUUUAGCUCUUCAUUUUCUCCCCAACUUUUUUAAAAACAUCUCAUUUAGUAUUAUUCUCAAGCUCCAAAUAUGUUUGAGUUUCUUCCUUCUGUUGAACACAAAGGAAGAUAUACUGAAGAAUGCUGUAAAUAUCAGCCAUUGACUUCCUUAGUAUUUUCGGCUCUUCUUGUUCCCCAACAUUCUUCAAAAUAUCUUACUUUGUAUUCUACCCAAUGCAUGUUGGAGAAUCUUCCUUCUGUUGAACACAAAGACAGAUAUGCUGAAGAAGGCUGGAAAAAGCAGUCAUUGACUACCAUAGUAUUUUUAGCUCUUCAUUUCCUCCCCAACAUUCUUCAAAAUAUCUCAUUUUGUAUUAUUCUCAAGCUCCAAAUAUGUUUGAGUUUCUUCCUUCUGUCGAACACAAAGGAAGAUAUACUGAAGAAUGCUGUAAAUAUCAGCCACUGACUUCCUUAGUAUUUUUACCUUUUUUUAGUUCCCCAACAUUCUUCAAAAUAUCUUAUUCUUUAUUCUACUUGCGUUAGAAACAUAUUGAGUUUCUUUCUUCUGUUAAAUUAAAAAAAAUAGAUAGAUAAACUGAAGAAUGCUGGAACAAUUAGCUAUUAACUAAUGAGUAUUUUUAGCUCUUUAUUUCCCCCCCAACAUUCUUCAAAAUAUCUUAUUCUGUAUUCUGCUCAAGCUCCAAACAUAUUUGAGUUUCUUCCUUUUAAACACAAAGGAAGAUAUACUGAAGAAUGCUGGGGGGAAAAGCAACCAUUGACUAUCAUAGUAUUUUUUUAGCGCUUUAUUUUCCCUCCCCAACAUUUUUCAAAAUAUCUUUUGUAUUCAGCAGAAGAAGGAAAUAAAGUUAGAAAUUUGAACCACUUGACUUUGAGUAAAUGGUAAGGAGAUACAUUUUUUGGCGCACUGUCCCUUUAAGGUCACACACAGCCUGUUGUCUGUUGCACUUGUGUUUACUUUUAUUGUCAAAUCCCUUAAAGGUCAAACGAAUAUCAUCUUAGUCCAAACUGAACCGCUUUACACUUGAUAGAAGAUGCAUUUAAUGUAGUGUUUUCUGUCAGGGAUGUCCAGAUAUUGUUCACAUUCAGUAUUUUUGAUGGUAUUUCUAUAUUUUUUAGUUUUAUUUUCUUGUUUAUUCUGCCUGUAGUGUUCACGUGUUUCAGUAUUAUCUGUUACAAUAGGCAAACUUGUGUUUACUUCUCUGCUGACAUGCAGAAUUACACUCGAAGACUAUUUGACACAAAUCUGAAAUCGACCAUGGUGCCAUUGUGAAAAUAGCAAAUUAAAUAUAAUUAGUUUUUUCUGUAACGUUGAUUUGUCUUUAAUUUUGCCUUGAAAAUGGAUGAAAUGAGCAGUUUACCAUGUUUACUGCGGUACUGAAUGUGCUGAAAUUUGACAAUUGUAUUCCUGUAGAAAUAUUACUGUAAUCUCACUGAAAUCAUUGACUCUGUACACAUCGAGCAUCAUAAAGUACAUAUUGAGAAAAC
This is a messenger RNA of Danio rerio (zebrafish), 4889 nucleotides long. It is a transcript of the gene ap1m1, whose product is annotated as adaptor related protein complex 1 subunit mu 1. Gene Ontology annotation, cellular component: Golgi apparatus; clathrin-coated vesicle membrane; clathrin adaptor complex. NCBI's taxonomy places the organism in Eukaryota, Metazoa, Chordata, Actinopteri, Cypriniformes, Danionidae. The record is from RefSeq and is marked validated. Gene Ontology annotation, biological process: vesicle-mediated transport; intracellular protein transport.